AUCCAUCAAACCGUAGCAGGCGUAAUACAACUUCCUGCAAGUUCCGAACGAGCUUUGGCCGGGCGGAGGGUUCAAAUUGAGUACGUAGCGCAAAUCAUCGUAUUGUCCUGAGUAGCGGAAUUCAACAAUCGGACCUAGCAGGUAUCUACUUGGUACUUAGUUAGUCGUAUCCGUAGACUGCUUGGUUUAAAGUCGCCUCAUUGCCGUGUGUCAUUGACCCGGCCAACACACGACAAACGAUACGAAUUUCCCUCAACGGAGCAGCUCUACUGACGAUGGCCCCGAACCCAUUCAUCCUUGCGUCCGACAACAGCCCAGAACUGUUGCCAUUGUUGCGCGCGAACUCAGGUCUGGCUUCCUCGCAGGACGAACAUGGCUACUCUCUUGUCCACGCAGCAGCCAGCUACAACCACCUUGAUCUCCUGCGGACACUGAUUCGAGACUUCGGCGUCGACGUGGAUAUCAAAGACGAGGACAAUGAGACUGCACUGUUCGUCAUAGAAACCCCAGACGCCGCCAAGGUCCUUGUGGAGGAGCUUGGCGCCGACAUCCUUCACAAAGGCUCCGAAGGGUUGAACGCGAGGGAGAAACUCGAAGGCGAAGGCGAAUUUCCCGAAGUUGUUGCAUAUCUCAUGACCAAGGAAUCUGAACAUGAUAUCGAGCGUACGAUCUCCAACGCGAUCCCUGAGUCGAUACCUCCACCCCCAGAGGGCUUGCGAGUCACCAUGGGUACCAUGGAUCCAGUUGAAGAUGUGCCCGGCGAUGUCGAUAUUGAGUUUCGCCGCCGAAUCGAGGAGCUUGCACAGCGCGAUGAUUUCGACACACCACAAGGUCAAGCAGAUCUGCGCAGAUUGGUUGAAGAUGCUAUUUCGGACCAGGGGCUGGGUGACCAAAGGGCUGUCCGGUCGAAAAUGGGCUGAAUGCCUCUAUUUGGUGGAUUCGAUUCUCCACGAGAGGUAUUGGUUUGGGUUCUCGGCAGCCUUGAGCAGUGUCAGUUCGUUGCAACUGCCGGAAACAUUGCGAGAGAACUGAGUCGCACUGACAGCAAACCACGAUCGCUGGAAGCUUGCUGUCAACAGGGUCGCCACUAGUUCCCGCAGCCAGUGCGGUCCUAUAAAUCCUUGCCAGGUUAUCUUACAAACCUUGGCAACUCCUUCGGGUUGCUGUGGAGUAUCAUAACGCGCAAG
This is a messenger RNA of Emericellopsis atlantica, 1187 nucleotides long. RefSeq lists its product as uncharacterized. Gene Ontology annotation, molecular function: protein binding. The coding region runs from base 276 to 920 and encodes 214 amino acids. The record is from RefSeq and is a predicted model, not a curated record. The transcript has 2 exons. NCBI's taxonomy places the organism in Eukaryota, Fungi, Ascomycota, Sordariomycetes, Hypocreales, Bionectriaceae.